Messenger RNA from Aspergillus alliaceus, 438 nucleotides. RefSeq lists its product as uncharacterized. The coding region runs from base 1 to 438 and encodes 145 amino acids. NCBI's taxonomy places the organism in Eukaryota, Fungi, Ascomycota, Eurotiomycetes, Eurotiales, Aspergillaceae. The transcript is spliced from 4 exons. The record is from RefSeq and is a predicted model, not a curated record.
AUGGGUGAACCAACCCAUAUCCUUGAUCCAGAUGGAGAAGCUAUCAUAGUCCUGCAAAUUCAAACGCCCCUUUCACAGUCUUUGAUGAACUACCCCCCAUCAAUACCCGCUAAAGCCUCGCAUAAAAAUCCAGUCAAAGCAAACCAUCAUCUGAUUCUUGUGUCGCCUGCGUUCAAGAAGAUACUGACUGGUGGCUCAGUUGAGAUUACCACCGAAAACUGGGAUCCCGAGGCGCUAUUGAUCCUACUUAGGAUUCUUCACUUCCAACUUCAUAUUGUACCUCGACGGUUGAUCCUUGAAUUGAACGCUAAGCUGUGGCUGUGGAUUUCCUGUCUUUUCCAGCUCAGGACUAAGUUCAAAGAAGCUACCUCCAUUUCCAUGUCACAGAGCAACGGGUGGAUUGCAUCUUCUGGUCUUCCCAUUCAAAGUACUGAAUAA